AUGUCUCUCUUUGUGGGGGAAGGUCACACUCAGGCUCGGCUGGUGAGCAGCUCUGACUCUUCUAACUGUUCUGGUCGAGUGGAGCUCCAGUACCUCAGUUCCUCUCUGGCAUUUCAUGAGGGGCGAGUGCGGUUGUCUGGAGGGAUGGAGUGUGAGGGAGAGGUGGAGGUUUACUUCAUGCAGGACUGGAGGAGAGUUCUGCUGGACUCCUGUAGAAGGCUGGAGGUUUUCCACAGAGGAUCAUGGGGGACAGUGUGUGAUGACUUGUGGGAUAUUAAGGAUGUGCAGGUGGUCUGCAGACAGCUGCAGUGUGGAGUGGCCCUCAGUGCUCCGGUACCAGCCUGGUUUGGACCUGCAACUGGACCCAUAUGGCUGAAUGAGGUGGAGUGUGAGGGGAACGAGACGUCCAUGUGGAACUGCAGAUUUCAGCAGUGUGGAGAGGAUGAAUGUGGACACAAGGAGGAUGUAGGAGUCGUGUGUUCAGAGUUUAAAGAGAUCAGACUCACUAAGGGCUGUGAGAGGAAUCUGGAAGUGUUCUACAAUGGAACCUGGGGUAAUGUGUGUGUAAAUGGGAUGGAUGAAGAAACAAUAAGUCUCAUCUGUCAGGAGCUGAACUGUGGAAGAUCUGGCAGUGACAGGGCUACCAAAGCAAGAGUGGAAUCAGCUCCUAACUGGCUGGACAAUCUGAAAUGUAGGAGUCAUGACUCCACUCUGUGGCAUUGUCCAUCUUCACCCUGGAGACAGAACUACUGUGAUAAAAACAGUGAGGUGGCUCAAAUUACCUGCUUAGGUAGGGAGUUUAUAGUAGUUUUGUAGGAUGACAUGAAUAGAAUGUCAAAAAGUUUUUUUGGUAUUUUGCCACCAGACCAAAUCAAUCAACAGAGCUAAAUGUUCAAGAGAAAUAAAUCUUUAAGCAAAAUCUUUGUGUAACAGCUCAAUGAUUAAUGAAUUAUCUUAAUAUACUCACAGAAGAGAAAAAUGAUUGUGUGUUACGAAGCCACCUGAAAUG
Messenger RNA from Colossoma macropomum (tambaqui), 1009 nucleotides. RefSeq names its product scavenger receptor cysteine-rich type 1 protein M130-like. The record is from RefSeq and is a predicted model, not a curated record. The transcript has 5 exons. Bases 1 to 816 code for a protein of 271 amino acids. Gene Ontology annotation, cellular component: membrane. NCBI's taxonomy places the organism in Eukaryota, Metazoa, Chordata, Actinopteri, Characiformes, Serrasalmidae.